AUGGUGGACGAACCAACCGCCAAGUGUCAUCAUGGUGAGACGUCUGACAAGAGCUACAACCUUGACGAUGUUCACGUCCCCGGUGAGAAGCGCGCGUACACCAAAACGCUCAAAGGGAUUGAGCUCCAUGGCAACGAGACGCUGGAGAUCGUCUGCACCAACGAACCACACAAGGCCGAUGAGAUGAUCACCAGGUUCUGGAGGAAAGCUGGCGGCUGUAUUCGUAAGAUCGUCGGUCUUGGUGUGCACUACACCAGGGAAGACGAACCUCCCCAGAUAGCAGCAGUCCUGCAGUUGUGCGUGGAUGAACUCUGCCUGGUGUACCACAUCGCAGCGGCCACGAAAUGGUGA
Messenger RNA from Triticum turgidum subsp. durum (durum wheat), 351 nucleotides. The record is from the annotation of a GenBank genome assembly. NCBI's taxonomy places the organism in Eukaryota, Viridiplantae, Streptophyta, Magnoliopsida, Poales, Poaceae.